Molecule: messenger RNA, 979 nt
Organism: Homalodisca vitripennis (glassy-winged sharpshooter)
Lineage: Eukaryota; Metazoa; Arthropoda; Insecta; Hemiptera; Cicadellidae
Gene: cni
Product: protein cornichon
Exons: 5
Coding region: 123-560 (145 amino acids)
Biological process (GO): endoplasmic reticulum to Golgi vesicle-mediated transport
Cellular component (GO): endoplasmic reticulum membrane; COPII-coated ER to Golgi transport vesicle
Source: RefSeq, a predicted model, not a curated record
AUUCAGCGGUUGCAAUCUUCUUGAAUGACUGGGUUGAAUAAUGUAAUGAAUAUCAUUGAAUGAAUAGUGAUUCUCGAGUCUUGAUUGGAAGUUUAAUCUAAAGUUUUGUUCGUUGUUCAAAAAUGGUAUUCAAUUUUCCUGCAUUCUCAUAUAUAAUUGCAUUGAUUAUUGAUGCAUUUUUAAUAUUCUUCGCAAUAUUUCACGUGAUUGCAUUUGAUGAGCUGAGAAAAGAUUACAAAAAUCCGAUCGACCAAUGCAACAGUCUCAAUCCUCUUGUCAUCCCAGAGUAUUUGCUACAUAUCCUAUUUAACAUCUUGUUUGUAUUCUCCGGUCAAUGGUUCUCACUCUGUCUCAACAUUCCUCUCAUUGCCUACCACAUCAACAGGUAUCGCAGUCGCCCAGUAAUGUCAGGUCCGGGCCUGUACGACCCCACCAGCAUCAUGAACGCUGAUACCCUCAUAAAGUGUCAGAGAGAAGGUUGGAUCAAACUUGCCUUUUAUCUCCUUUCUUUCUUCUACUACUUAUAUGGGAUGAUCCAUUCCCUGAUUUCGGUGUCGUAAUUGAACAAGUUGUUCAUUACAACUGAGGAGCCUGCUGCGUGGCUCUUGUCCUGGGUUGUGUCUCGAUCAGAUUACAUUAAUCUUGUUUGAUACUGACUAUCCGUUAUCUUGGAUGUUCACUGUGUUGCCAAAACACCUAUUGUAGUCAUUAUUUUAAGAGCUAGUUUAGUUUAUAAUACCUUGAUGUAUUAUUUAAGUUAACCACUCAAUCAAUAUUUUCUUUACAAAGACUGUAGGGUUUCAUUUUGUUAUGAAAUCAUUUUAUUAUUUUAUAAAUGAAAAUUAUUAAAAUUUAUUUUCCUAGAGCUAAUUGUAUCAAAUGCGAUAAUUCAUUAUUUUAAUUUCUUGUCAUUUGUAAAAUGAAACUAAUGUGACACCCUUAUUUUUUGUUAAAUCCUACAUUCAAGUAAAACUGUGAA